AUGUAUAAUGCAUUCAUAGAGGAAUAUUUGGCAUUGGGGCAUAUGGCACUGGUACCAAGGGAUUCCAGGGAAAAGGUAAAGUACCUUGCACCGCAUACGUUUGUGUUACGGCCAGAAUCUACAAGUACUAAACUGCGGGUAGUGUUUGACUGCAGUUGUAAGACCUCAUCGGGGCUCUCUUUGAAUGAUGUAAUGUGCAAAGGACCCAUUGUACAAGAUGACUUGCUAGCGAUCGUGUUGCGCUUUCGAUGCUAUAAGUAUGCGAUAACAGCGGAUGUGACGAAAAUGUAUCGGCAAGCCUGGGUGAGUGAAGAGGAUUCAUUUUAUCAAUGUAUAUUGUGGCGGCCAACCCCAAAUGAAGAUAUUGAAGUAUAUCGCUUAUUGACGAUCACGUACGGAACGGCGUCCGCGCCAUAUCUGGCGACAAGAUGUGUAAAGGCACUUGGUGAACAGUGCGCAGAGAAGUUUCCAUAUGGUGCAAACAAGGUUUUAUCAGAUUUUUAUAUGGAUGAUCUGAUAUCAGGUGCAGACUCCGAUGAGCAGCUACAACAAAUUUACUCGGAGGUCAGCGAGAUUUUAAGUUCUGCAGGGUUUGAGCUACGUAAAUGGUACUCGAAUAAUAGUGAAUUUUUGAAGAAAGUGCCAUCGGAUGAUCAAGAGAAGCCACUGCUUAUGAACGAUGCCGAAAUCAUCAAAACUCUCGGUAUUAUAUGGGAGCCCACUUCCGAUGUGUUUCGUUAUGAUUGGCCGGAGCUGAAAAUGGAUAAACCGGUGACAAAACGGAUUGUGCUGGCGGAGAUUGCGAGUCUGUUUGAUCCUCUCGGUCUAAUAAACCCCAUAAUCGUAAAGGCUAAGAUCUUUUUGCAAAAUCUGUGGAUUAUAAAGGUACAUUGGGAUGAAUCCCUACCAUUGGAGGAUAACGCUCAGUGGAUCAGAUUUCGCGAGAAACUGCCUUUGGUCAAAGAUAUACGAGUACCACGAUAUAUUUUGGCGAAAAAUGGUCCUGCCCGAGUCGAAUUACACGGAUUUUGUGAUGCGUCGCUGCGGGCUUAUGGGGCAUGCGUGUACAUUCGCACCGUCAAUGAGCUGGACGAGGUUACGGUGGCGCUGUGGAGCGCCAAGUCCAGAGUGGCACCAUUAAGAACUAAGUCGCUACCACGAUUGGAAUUACUUGGAGCUGCCAAAAAUUUCCUCAUCAUUUAUAAUGUCUGA
Messenger RNA from Rhagoletis pomonella (apple maggot), 1212 nucleotides. RefSeq lists its product as uncharacterized. NCBI's taxonomy places the organism in Eukaryota, Metazoa, Arthropoda, Insecta, Diptera, Tephritidae. The transcript has a single exon. The record is from RefSeq and is a predicted model, not a curated record. The coding region runs from base 1 to 1212 and encodes 403 amino acids.